Molecule: messenger RNA, 162 nt
Organism: Phytophthora sojae
Lineage: Eukaryota; Oomycota; Peronosporomycetes; Peronosporales; Peronosporaceae
Exons: 1
Source: RefSeq, a predicted model, not a curated record
AUGCUGUACAAGCCGCACACCCCCAUGGAGCUCGGCGACGCCGCGCUGGGCCAGCUCACGAGCGCGCUCGUGUUCCUCUUCGACCACAUGAUCCCCGCCGUGCACAGCGUCGCCAGCUUGGAGACGGAUGACAUUGACCUUGGGCCAAUCAUCCCGGUACGG